AACCCGUGGACCCAUUCAUUCUAAUUCUACCCAACUCCAAGGUCCACAAUUCGAUUUAAACGUUAGACCUCCCCCCACAUUCAAAAGUUCAAAACUCCCUUUUUCCUUUUAACGGUCAUUCUUAGACAAAUUUCAACAUCCUUCCAGUUUGUGUUUGUGUGUUCAGAGAUCUUGUUGUUAUGGCGACUCAAGUGGAAAAUUCUUCGUUCACAGCAGUUCAAGCGGAAAGCUUUUCCACCCCCGCGAAAAAUCACCACCACCCCAGUUCAAUUUCAAAGGUGAGAGUCGUGUUGAGAAUUCGGCCCUUUCUCCCUCAAGAAAUUUCUUCAAUAAAUGGCAGUCCUAUCUCCUGUGUUUCUCUUCAAGAAUCGGAGCCUUCAUCCGACGAAGUUACUGUUCUUCUCAAAGAUCAAGAAACCAGUCGAAAUGAAUGCUACAAAUUGGAUGCUUUUUUCGGGCAGGAAGACAACAAUGUCAGCGAGAUUUUUGAGAGAGAAGUGAGGCCUUUGAUUCCAGGAGUAUUUGAGGGUUAUAAUGCUACUGUCUUUGCUUAUGGGGCCACUGGCAGCGGAAAGACUUACACUAUGCAGGGAAGUGAUAAACUACCUGGUUUAAUGCCGCUUGCCCUGUCAAGCAUCUUGUCCAUGUGCAAGGGUACAGAAAGUAUCGUUGCAAUAUCUUACUAUGAAAUCUACCUGGAUAAAUGUUAUGAUCUACUAGAUCCUAAAGAAAAGGAGAUCAUGGUCUGGAAUGACAAAGAUGGGCAGAUGCAUCUCAAGGGGCUAGCUCAAAUCAAAGUUGACUCAAUGGCCAAAUUCCAUGAGGUUUUCUCUUCCGCUCUUCAGAGGCGAAAGGUUGCACACACAGGCCUCAAUGAUGUAUCAAGCAGGAGCCAUGCUGUGCUUGUUGUUACCAUUUCCACCCCAUCCCAUGAUGUUGUUGAUAAUGCUGUCACUGGGAAGCUAAACCUCAUUGAUCUAGCAGGAAAUGAAGACAACAGGAGGACAUGCAAUGAAGGAAUUCGACUUCAAGAGAGUGCCAAAAUAAACCAAUCUCUAUUUGCAUUGUCAAAUGUUAUUUAUGCACUUAAUAACAACAAGCCUAGAAUACCUUAUAGAGAAAGCAAAUUGACACGCAUAUUACAGGACUCUCUUGGAGGAACAAGUCGGGCUCUUAUGGUCACCUGUUUGAAUCCAGGAGAAUACCAAGAAUCUGUUCAUACAGUUAGCUUGGCAGCUAGGUCGCGCCAUGUUUCUAAUUUUGUAUGCUCGGCCCAGAAAAAUGUUAAUUCAAAUGUGAAAGUGGACAUGGAGGCAAAGCUUCUUGCGUGGUUAGAAUCCAAAGGCAAAACAAAAAGUUCUCAGAGAAUGGGGCUAUGCCAUUCUCCAUUUCCUGGAAGAACUCCUAGUUCUGUGAAAUCCACGAGGAAAGUGAAUACAUGUACACGUUCCAAUGAUACAAAAGCUAUUAGAGACCAACUCUUGGAUUCAAGGAGGAGUCCAUGCAUAGCUGGCAAAAAUCUAUUUCAUGGUGGAGUUUAUGCAGAUAAAAGUCAGAGAGGUCUGUCGCCCCACCUUCUGCCAAUGCAUCACAACCAAAUUCAGCUAUUCCUGAUGAAUCAUUGUCUGGAGAGGAGGAAGCAGGAAUAAGUAAAUGUGGCGAUGCUGGUACCCUGUUACCAGUAAACAAGGAAAUUAAAGAGCUUCAGAGUCCCCAAAGAAAAGUCCUUUCUCCUAUUGACGUCAACACUGGAAAAUCACAUUUUAUUCCUUCAGAUCCAAAGACUCCUAAGUUGCACACCAUAUCAGAUGGUCGAGAAAAUAACUUCCAAGAGUUAGGCACCCCACUUGAUAAGUUUACUGCUCGGAGUUCUAGCUUAAAGAGCUCUCUUGUCCAAGAGUACAUCGAAUUCUUGAAUACAGCAAGCAGGGAGGAGCUUCUGGAGCUAAAGGGAAUUGGACAGAAGAUAGCCGAGUAUAUUAUUGAACUAAGGGAGACGAGCCCUCUGAAAUCCCUAAGUGAUCUGGAGAAGACCGGCCUUUCACUGAAGCAGGUGCACAACAUGUUUGGAAGAGCUGCAAGAGGAAUAUUAGAAAAAUUCGUGAACAACCCCUAGUUGUGUUCAUUUUGUCAUAGUUUGUUCUCUUCCUACUCAUAUGGUUCUCUCUUUGGACCACUGUUUGUUGUAUUGUACUAUUACCCAAUAUGCGAUUUGCAUUUCAUACUUAACAAAUAUUCUAUCUUUUUAUUAUUGGAACUACUAACAAAUUAUAUGUUAACUUUAGUAAAA
This is a messenger RNA of Sesamum indicum (sesame), 2290 nucleotides long. The record is from RefSeq and is a predicted model, not a curated record. Lineage: Eukaryota; Viridiplantae; Streptophyta; Magnoliopsida; Lamiales; Pedaliaceae.